UUACCCCAACGCAAUCGAAUCUAGCCUCUGCAGCCCUGCACGGCUGCACGCCCUCUCCGGCUCUGCAUAAACGUCGCCCAGCUUCCCGCCCGCUCGCCUAUCCGGCGCCCCAAAGCCCCAAACCAUUUGAAAUCACGCCGCGUUGGCGUGUAAUCGACGAUUCGGCGGCGGCGGGGCGGCGAUGGAGGUGGGCGACCUUCACAAGGUGUGGGAGGUCCGUGCGCUCAAGACCAAGCCCGACGCGGCCGCCGCCCGGGCGACGCUCGACCGAGUCGCCAGGCAGGUCCAGCCCAUCAUGCGCCGCCACAAGUGGCGCGUCAAGGUCCUCUCCGAGUUCUCGCCGCGGAACCCGAGGCUGCUGGGGCUCAAUGUCGGCGGCGGCGUCGAGGUCAAGCUGCGGCUGCGGCGCGCCGGCCGUGACCAUGACUUCAUCCCCUACGAGGAGGUGCUCGACACCAUGCUCCACGAGCUCUGCCACAACCAGCGCGGGCCCCACGAUGCGCAGUUCUACAAACUCUGGGACGAGCUCCGCAAGGAAUGCGAAGAACUUGUUUCAAAGGGUAUCACUGGAACAGGACAAGGGUUUGAUGGUACAGGAAGGCGAGUAGGUGGAUUUACAGUACAUCCACCACCACCAUCUCUGCGGCAAGCUACGUUAGCUGCUGCACAGAAGCGGGCAAGGAACGGAGCUCUAUUGCCUUCUGGACCAAGAAAGUUGGGGGGAAACAGUGAAAUUAUGAGUGCACUUAGUCCAGUACAAGCUGCUGCAAUGGCUGCUGAAAGGAGAAUGUAUGAUGAUUUGUGGUGUGGAUCGCAUGAUCAAUCUGGUAUUGAUGAUUCAGAUGAUGUUAUUAUUCUUCAAGAACCGCCAAAUUUGGUGACAAGGGAUGGAAAACACACGAAGGCUAGCUGCUCCAACACUUUUGCAGAGCCCAGCACUUCUUCUGGAAUUCACAUAGCAGCACGAGAUGAUAGGACAAGUGAUGCACUUGAUAGUUCAAAGUGGGAAUGUGGUGCUUGCACUCUUCUUAACCAGCCCCUGGCACCAAUCUGUGAAGUUUGUGGUACAGCAAAACCUAAAAUUGCAAAGGCAAAGUACAUGACUUGGUCUUGUAAAUUUUGUACUCUAGAGAACAGCACUAAGCUUGACAAAUGCUCGGCAUGCGAUCAAUGGAGAUACUCAUAUGGGCCACCUGUAGCCACACAUGGCCCAAGCUAUGAUUGAGGUAACAAUGGAGGCUAAAGUAGUACAGAUGACACUUCUGAGCAGGCAUCUGCUGAAUUGUCGAUAUAAGUUGUCUUAUCUGCAACAGUUCCUGCUCUAUUACCACUCAUAUCAUAUCAGGUUUCAUAGGUCUGGAGAAAUCUGAUACCUGUUAAACUGGUAGUACUACCUAAGCCACCCUCUUUUGUGAACGUUGCUUGGAGCAAUGCACGGAUUUGGUAAAAAAGAAACAAUCGUAGUCCAUGGCUGGUAACGUUUGCCCCAAGCCCGGGGCAUGCAGCCUCUGAGCCCGUGUCUCGCCGUCUCGGUGACAAGUAACAGCUCGCACCUAGGGCACACUGGCGAAUUGGUCUUUAUCUAUUCCGAUGUCGUCUGCUCAUGAUGCAGUUUGGGUGACUGGGUGAGAAAAUUUAUUACAUUAAUGUAAAUGUUAAUACAAGCAUCUGCAAUGCUCUUUUAAAAGAAAUUUGCCUGCUCGUCAGAUCUAA
This is a messenger RNA of Sorghum bicolor (sorghum), 1713 nucleotides long. RefSeq names its product DNA-dependent metalloprotease WSS1. The coding region runs from base 182 to 1225 and encodes 347 amino acids. The transcript has 5 exons. NCBI's taxonomy places the organism in Eukaryota, Viridiplantae, Streptophyta, Magnoliopsida, Poales, Poaceae. The record is from RefSeq and is a predicted model, not a curated record.